AUGGAACCGGACGCUGGCACCCGUUAUCCCUCGCCGUCGCCCACCUCGACCUCGGGAACGCAAUCGCCCAUCAAGUUGGGUGACGCCGUCGACGACAGUCCUAGGCCUGCCAAGAAGAGACGAAUCACGCCGCCCCGCGAGCGCAUCACCACGUACCUCAACUUGAUGAAGUCGCAUGACGAAUUCAGCCACGAAGACAACUUUCACAUGGAGAGAUUGCUCAAUGCGCUGCGCAGGAAGAAGAAGAUUGUCGUGGUGGCCGGUGCUGGUAUUUCCGUCUCGGCUGGCAUUCCCGACUUUCGUUCGUCGACUGGACUCUUUGCGACCCAACGCAACCAGCACAAGCUCAAGGCCUCGGGCAAGCACCUGUUUGAUGCAUCCGUCUACAAACACGAGUCGUCCACGUCGUCAUUUCACACCAUGGUCCGGGAAAUGAGUGACAUGACCAAGAAUGCCCAACCCACGCCUUUCCAUCACCUCCUCGCUUCCUUGGCUCAAGAAGGCCGUUUACUGCGGCUCUACUCCCAAAACAUCGACUGCAUCGACACGUCAAUGAAGCCUCUGCACACCCAGAUCCCACUCGAGCCAAAAGCCCCCUGGCCAACUACUAUUCAGCUGCAUGGAAGCCUGGACAAGAUGGUGUGCACCAAGUGCGGCGACAUCCAGCCCUUCAAGGGCGACAUUUUCGACGGGCCCGAGGCCCCUCUCUGUGAAUCUUGUAGAAAUCUUGAUGAAGUGCGUACGGCUCACGCAGGCAAGCGGAGCCAUGGAAUUGGACGUCUGAGGCCGCGAUUUGUGCUGUACAACGAGUUCAACCCCGACGAGGACGCCAUCGGCAAUGUUAUGCGAGCAGACCUGAGGGCUCGACCGGAUGCAGUUUUGGUGGUGGGCACGACACUCAAAGUGCCGGGGACACGACGGCUUGUGAAGCAGUUGUGCCAGGUUGCGCGAGGUCGCAAAGAUGGUCUCACCGCCUGGCUCAACAUAGACUCGGAGCCAAAGAUUCCCGAUUUCAAGGACUGCUGGGAUCUCGUCGUCAAGUCCACGUGCGACAAUAUUGCCAGAUUGGUGUCUCUGCCGCCGUGGGAUUGCGAGAUUGGGAACGACUACUUGGUAUCCAAAGAACAGGAACGAGAAAGAUUGUCGUCGCCACCGGCCAAGUUGGAAGUCCGGCUUGAUGGUACAAGAACGCCCUCUGCUGAGGACAUUCAGGCGAUGCCGACCCCCCGCGCAAGCCCGCCGCCGCCGCCGCCUCCUCCUUCCUCAGGGAGAAAGCCUCUGCCAGAAGCAAAACAGAGCAAGCUCCCCUUUGGCGCCCCAAAGCCUCCUGCGCUGACCAAGGCGGGAAAGAUUGCCAAACCUCGUGGCAGAAAACCAAAGCAGCUUACCAAGGCUCCACAACCAGCGCCCAUAAAUGGUCUCUUGCAGACUUUCAAAGCCUCCAAAGUUGUGUCAGAUGCUGUCUCGGGCAAGAAACCGGGAACUCGUUCGCCGCUGCCGGAUCGCAAGCCUUUUAAAGAGGAGCCGAACCUGGUGGUCUCCCUGCCGUCUCCUAGCCACGAUGCCAAAGACCCCGGCGAGCAUCAGCCUGCCAGGUGA
This is a messenger RNA of Metarhizium album ARSEF 1941, 1599 nucleotides long. RefSeq names its product Sir2 family histone deacetylase Hst4. Gene Ontology annotation, molecular function: histone deacetylase activity, NAD-dependent; NAD+ binding. Gene Ontology annotation, cellular component: mating-type region heterochromatin. Lineage: Eukaryota; Fungi; Ascomycota; Sordariomycetes; Hypocreales; Clavicipitaceae. The coding region runs from base 1 to 1599 and encodes 532 amino acids. Gene Ontology annotation, biological process: pericentric heterochromatin formation; replication-born double-strand break repair via sister chromatid exchange; regulation of DNA repair. The transcript has a single exon. The record is from RefSeq and is a predicted model, not a curated record.